Molecule: messenger RNA, 4356 nt
Organism: Malaclemys terrapin pileata
Lineage: Eukaryota; Metazoa; Chordata; Testudines; Emydidae
Exons: 2
Coding region: 3270-4319 (349 amino acids)
Biological process (GO): positive regulation of DNA-templated transcription
Cellular component (GO): nuclear body
Source: RefSeq, a predicted model, not a curated record
UGGUUCCAAAUUUUAAUCUAUAUUUGUUAGUCUCUAAGGUGUCACAAGUACUCCUCGUUCUUUUUGCCUUCACAUAGUUUAUGAAGUAAAGAACAGACUAUACUAGAAUAAGAAAUAUUAGGGCUUGAUUUCCAAAAGUGCUGAGAAUCCAAGCUGUUAACUCCAGGUGGAGUUGUGCGUGCUCAGCAUGUCUGAAAAUCAGGCCAUUCAUCUUUAUAUAUCUACACCAAUAUAUCUUUGGGACGCUACAUUCUUUGGUGCAAUGACUGUUACGAUUAUGUAUUUGUAUAGCAUCUGGCACAAUGGGGCGCACCCUGGUUGUGGCCUUUUAGCUGCUCCUGCACUAUAAUUGAUUAAUAAUAUGAUUCUAAUAACACAGCGUAGGUUAUUACAUUUAUGUUACUAAUCCAAAGAGCUAAUACAUUUGGUGCCCUUUGUACUGAUUCUGUUAACUGUGUCAAUUAUGUGGCACCAGGGGCAGAUUUAAAGCUAAAGGCCAGUGGGCAGAAGAACUAGGGAGAAGAGGUUAGCCUCAGGGUGGUGUUUGGAGAUGAGCCUUUGAAACUGGAAAAGCAGAUGGAGUUAAUUGAUCAGCAAGAGUGGAGCUCUGGCUGUUGUUGAGAAGUUCAUGUCCUCUGCAGAGUGGACCACGACUGGAAUAAAGACUCCCCUUCUCACCAACCUGGUAAAAACUCUGUAGGGUUGAUCUAACUCAUAUGACCCCCUCUCUUUUUUGCACACACACCACAACCAAGCUAAGUCCCUAAUUAGUGGGCACAUGGAGUGUGGGCAGUAUUUUCCAAACAGCUCACAACACUUGACUACAGCUGCUCACAAUUUACCAGACCCACUUGCAUAUGUAUUAUACUGGUGUGGGGAGCCAAUUUUAGAAACUUAACAUACUGUCUCUCCCUUUUUUGCUUUCCUUUUUCUGUUCCUUCAUUUAUUAUUGCUAGGAUCCUGCUGUCCCUCUUCCUUCCUCCUGAUUUUCUCAAUGUCAUUUUAUGUUCAGUGUAAUUUCUCCUCUAGAACUGGCUGAAAACUGGAAUUCCCAUUCUAUGGGAAACGCCAACAUUUCAUUCCGAAACAACAGAAACCAAAAUUCUGAAAUUUCCCACAGAAAGAGAAUUUGAAAAUUUAAUUUAGAAAAAAAUCAAAAUGGUAUUUGACCUUUUAGAAAUGUCUCCAAGGCUGCCCGAGCUGCCAGCUGGUUGGAAAGCCUGGGAGCCCCAGUGCUUCCAGGCUGCUGAGGAACAGGGAGCCUAGAACUCCAGGAUCCCCACCAGGUGAGCUGCUGCAGUUUGGCAGGAGACCAGGUAGGGUUCCACUUGCAUUUCAUCAAAAUGGACACGUUCUUUUGGAACAUUUUAAUUGUGAUAUCAGAGAAACAUUCUGUAUGAAAAGCUCUAUUCUCUUUACUCUCUUUCCCUUCCCCAUUUUCUUUCUUUGUGUUGUUUUCUCCUUCUCCCAUUUUCUUCAAUAAAAUCCUCUCUUUUGCUCUCUCUCAUCUUCUUCAGUCUUUUUUCUACACAGACCACAACCAGUUUUUCCUUGUCACUGCAGAAUUGGCAUGUGCUCUGACGACACCUAGUGUCUAAAGUGUAGAAGUUCAUAAACUGAUAAUGUUUGCGGCAUGGAGAUAUGGGACACAGAUUUACCAAUCUCAAAUGUUUGAAAAUAAGCAUCAUCCUACAAAAUUUAUUUGAAAUAAAUAGAAUCUGGUUCUGAGCCUUUAGGGGGCACUUGGGUCAAGUUUUCUAGCUUUUCUUCCCAACAAUAAGUCACUUAUUGUUUCCUCUUAUUUGAAAGCUGAGAUUCUUGCAUAAUUACACGAUUCCAGGAGCUGGGGCUUCAUACACCAAAUAUUGGGAGUCUUGCCAUAAAAUCAGAAGAGCUGGCAACACUGGAGGCAUAUUGCUGAAAAUUACAAGGGUGGCCAAUUGGGUAGGAAAUUAGAUACCAGGUAUGGUGAACAAAUACACAGGGGCUAAACUGGAAACCAAAGAGGCUACUUGUGAGGAAGCAGAAGGGGAGAGAUUUAAGAGCCACUCAGAAUGCUAGUGGAAUAUUGGAAAUGGCCAAAACUGCCCAAUUCCAGAUAAUUAUUACUAUUUGUAUUUAGGCUUGAAAAGUUAACAUUUUUAUUGAUAAAUGUCAAUAGAGUCAAUUUUACCCUACACACAGAAGCCAUGAAAAAAUCUUGCCAUUGCUAAUUGGAAUGUAUAGAUAAGCAAAGAAAGACAAAUGCUUUCUAAGAACUUAUUAGAGUUUAAUGCAAAUCUGUUUACUUUGUAUAUUUUCAUGUGAUGUUGAUAGUUUGUGUUUUAGUGGUUAUAUAGCUUUAACUUUAAGGUCAUUAAACAAUUGUCUGACUCCACUCAUAGUCUGAUAACACCUCCCUCCAUAAAUUUCCUGGAACUGUGAACAUUUAAAUAAAUAAAAAUUAAAACAUCCUUAAACCCCAGCAUUUUGCAUGACUGUGAAAAUUUAAAUUGAUAAGAAUGUGCUUAAAAACAGUCAGUUAUAUAAAAAAAAAUCUAAUUCUGCCUAGCCUAUUUCUAUUGCAGUAGUACCUAGAAACCAGAGCCCCAUUGCACUACUAUAAAAGCCUAGAGCAGAGAGAGGGUCCCUCCUCAAAGAGUUUACAGCGUAAGCUGGGCGUUCAGUCACAGGGUUCUAACAAACACUCCAGCUCUUCUCACCUUUUGAGCUUUCUGCAGAGCUGAAUGGAGGGUUAGGUUGGAAGGUAAGCAGAUGAGCGGCUGCUGAGGAAGAUGAUGCAAGUAGCCUCCAUCAAUGGCUUUCUUAUGGGUGGCUGUGGCCUUUUCACUUUGCAGCAGUUGGAGACAUACUACCUUCCAUGGGACAGGUCUAAGGCCUGGUCUACACUAGGAGGUUAUGUCGAAUUUAGCAGCGUUAACACGAAUUAACCCUGCACCCGUCCACACAACGAAGCUAUUUAUUUCAACAUAGAGGUCUCUUUAAAUCGAUUUCUGUACUCCUCCCCGAUGAGGGGAGUAGCGCUAUAUUCGACAUGGCCAUGUAGAAUUAGGGUAGGUGUGGAUGGAAUUCAACGCUAAUAGCUCCAGGAGCUAUCCCACAGAGCACCACUCCGUUGACGCUCUGGACAGCAGUCCGAGCUCGGAUGCUCUGACCAGCCACCAGCCACACAGGAAAAGCCCCAGGAAAAUUUGAAUUCCUUUUCCUGUCUGGCCAGUUUGAAUCUCAUUUCCUGUUUGGACAUUGUGGCGAGCUCAGCAGCACUGGCAAUGAUGCAGAGCUCUCCAGCAGAGGUGACCAUGCAAUCGCAGAAUAGAAAGAGGGCCCCAGCAUGGACUGAUCGGGAAGUCUUGGAUCUGAUCGCUGUGUGGGGUGAUGAGUCCGUGCUUUCGGAGCUGCGAUCGAAAAAACGGAAUGUGAAGAUCUACGAGAAGAUCUCAAAAGCCAUGACGGAGAGAGGAUACAGCCGGGAUGCAACGCAGUGCCGCGUGAAAAUCAAGGAGCUGAGACAAGGGUACCAGAAGACCAAAGAGUCAAACGGACGCUCCGGAUCCCAGCCCCAGACAUGCCAUUUCUACGAGGCACUGCAUUCCAUUCUAGGUGCGGCGGCCACCACUACCCCACCACUGUCCGUGGACUCUGACGAUGGGGUAUUGUCGACGGCCGCUUCCUCGGAGAUGUUCGCGGACGGGGAAGAUGAGGAAGGAGAUGAGGAGGACGAGGCAGUCGACAGCGCUUUCAACGCUGAUUUCCCCGACAGCCAGGAUCUCUUCAUCACCCUCACGGAGAUCCCCUACCAACCCUCCCAAGGCGGUAACCUGAACCGUGAAUCAGGGGAAACAUCAGUAGCUGUGAGUGUCUCCCGAGCUACCCCGGCAUCCCCCUCCCAGAGGCUGGCGCAGAUCAGGCGACGAAAGAGAAGGACACGGGACGAAAUGUUCUCAGAACUUAUGGGCUGCUCCCAAGCCGAGGCGGCACAGCAGAUCCAGUGGAGGGAGAACAUGUCGCAAUACCAGCGAUCACACAGCGAACGGGAGGACAGGUGGCGGCAAGAAGACCAGCAGGCGACUCAAACGCUGCUUGGACUAAUGACGGAGCAAACGGACAUGCUCUGGCGCCUUGUAGAUGUUCUGCAGGACCGGAAGCAGGAGGACAGAGCCCCGCUGCAUUCUAUCUCUAACCGCCCUCCCCCGCCACAAAGUCCCAUCUGCCCCACCCCCAAAGUCCCAAGAAGGAGGGGCGGCAGGGGCCGUGAAAACAGUCACUCCACCCCUGCAGACUGCUCAAGUAGCAGAAGGCUCUCAUUCCCAAAGAUUUGAUAUGUCCUUUCCUUCCCUCCAAAAGCACCUCACCCAA